AUGAUUGAUGUGUGUUACCCAAGCCACCAAGUUUGCCGAACAAAAGAGGAACAUGAUGCAAAAGCCCGGAUGAUUGUCCACAAGGCGCCCUUCCAUAAAUUCGAAACCAUCCUGUGUUUCAAGGACAAGUGGUUUGUGCUGAGCGGCGGCAAGUGGUUUGUGCUGAAGGAUGGGCCUGGCGUGGCUGAUGUUCAUAUUUGGGAGAUGCUGGACCAACACAAGAUGCUGGCAGAGCGCAUUGGAGGGCCUGACAUUUUUGAGAAGUUCCCCAAGUGCAAGGCCUUCUACGAGGCCUUCAGAGCAUUGCCAACUCUGCAGAAGUACUUUGCCAGCGAGGCUUACCACUUCGAGGUGAACUACAAGCCGCAAGGCGCAUGGUUUUUCUAG
Effrenium voratum is the source of this 387-nucleotide messenger RNA. Lineage: Eukaryota; Dinophyceae; Suessiales; Symbiodiniaceae. The record is from the annotation of a GenBank genome assembly.